Messenger RNA from Caretta caretta (loggerhead turtle), 3688 nucleotides. RefSeq names its product heparan sulfate 6-O-sulfotransferase 2 (gene HS6ST2). Gene Ontology annotation, cellular component: membrane. Gene Ontology annotation, molecular function: heparan sulfate 6-sulfotransferase activity. The record is from RefSeq and is a predicted model, not a curated record. NCBI's taxonomy places the organism in Eukaryota, Metazoa, Chordata, Testudines, Cheloniidae.
GGGGCGCCCCGGGGUGCGGGCAGCCUGCGCCGGGCGCCCCCGCGCCCGCCAUGGAGGAGCGCUCCAGCAGGCUGCUGCUGGCCCUGGUGAUGCUCUUCCUCUUCGCCGUGAUCGUGCUGCAGUACGUGUGCCCGGGCUCCGAGUGCCCGCUGCUCCGGCUGCACGCCUUCCGCCCCUCGCGGGCAGACCCCUACCGGGCGGAGGACGAGACCCCGGCCCGCUUCGUGCCCCGCUUCAACUUCUCCGCCCGCGACCUGCUGCGGCGGGUGGAUUUCAACAUCAAGGGCGACGACCUGAUCGUCUUCCUGCACAUCCAGAAGACCGGCGGCACCACCUUCGGCCGGCACCUGGUGCGCAACAUCCAGCUGGAGCAGCCCUGCGAGUGCAGAGCCGGCCAGAAGAAAUGCACCUGCCACCGGCCGGGCAAGCGCGAGACCUGGCUCUUCUCCCGCUUCUCCACCGGCUGGAGCUGUGGAUUGCACGCCGACUGGACCGAGCUCACCAACUGCGUCCCGGCCGUGGUGGACGGCAAGACGGAGGUCAAGCGCAGACCCUCCAGGAACUUUUACUAUAUUACUAUUCUGCGCGACCCUGUGUCCCGAUAUUUGAGUGAAUGGAGACAUGUCCAGAGAGGAGCAACGUGGAAGGCUUCCUUACACGUGUGUGAUGGAAGAUCUCCAACUACUGAAGAGUUACCCAGUUGUUACACAGGGGACGACUGGUCAGGCUGUUCCCUUAAAGAAUUUAUGGAUUGUCCAUACAAUCUAGCCAAUAAUCGGCAGGUCCGCAUGCUGUCUGACCUGAGCUUGGUUGGAUGUUACAACUUGUCUGUCAUGCCAGAGGAGCAAAGAAACAAGGUUCUUCUAGACAGUGCAAAAGAGAACCUGAAACGUAUGGCUUUCUUUGGCCUUACGGAGUUUCAAAGGAAGACUCAGUAUCUGUUUGAAAAAACUUUUAACAUGAACUUCAUCGCGCCAUUCACACAGUAUAAUAGCACAAGGGCCUCUAGUGUGGAAAUAGAUGAGCAGACUCAAAAACACAUUGAGACCCUCAAUUUUUUAGACAUGGAGUUGUAUGAUUAUGCAAAAGACCUUUUUUUGCAAAGGUAUCAGUACAUGCGACAGAAAGAGCACCAAGAAGCCAGACGGAAGCGCCAAGAGCAACGGAAGAUGCUGAAGGCAAAACAAGCCCACAAUAAAGAACAGAGUGAUGAUAAUGCAACUACUGAUUACAUAGGGAAUGUGGAACGGUGGCGAUAAUGGGGACUGAAAUCUUUUAAGUUAGACUGGUUGAAUACCAUAAACACAAACCAUACAACUCCUAGACGACAAUGUUAGUCCAAACAAAUUACACUUCUUAAAUGUUUGAUGCAAAAGAGGAUAAAAUGUUGCCUUUGCAGUUGCCUUUGCAUUACAUGUUGUACUGUACGUGGAAAACGUAACCUUACAGUGUAAUUAAAUUGUCCUUUUUAGGUUUGUUGGAUUAUUUAUGAAACACAAAAGCCAGGUGGGCUCUCCAGAAAUUGUUGCUUGGACACUGAAAAAAAAAAUCCUUAAAUUAGUUCUGAGUAUCAAAUGGGGUGCUGGAAAUGUGAUGCGAUGCCCUGUUAAACCUGCCUCGGAAGCAAAUUGAUUUUCUAGUAAUGAGCGUUUAACACACGCACAUAAUAAAGCAUCCUUGCAAAACCUUUCCUCUUGGAUUUUUUUUAAAUUUUAAUUAUGUAUUUCUAAGGCCCCCAACGGCUUGCGAUAUUUACCAAAUUACAAGACAGUGAAACAAACAAUAAAGGUAUAGAGGAAAAAAUUGACUCAUUUUGCAUACAAUAUUGGCUUUAAAAAAAUAGAAAAAAGAAAAGGAGUACUUGUGGCACCUUAGAGACUAAGACUUAGAGACUAAGACUUAGAGACUUAGUCUCUAAGGUGCCACAAGUACUCCUUUUCUUUUUGCGAAUACAGACUAACACGGCUGUUCCUCUGAAAAAAAUAGAAGUAAUUUGUCUAGUUAUAUAAAUAUUUACUAUUUUAAACUUUUUCUACCUACUGCUAAGAGUUUUAAGCUUGGUCUGUUUCACGUUAAAAAAGCAACACUACACUUUUCUGAACUGAACGUCAAUGUUAAGGACACUAUUUUCAGAAUUUUUCAGGGCAGUAUAAUUUUAAACAUUCUGGAAAAAUUACGUCACAUCUUCAUGUUUCAUAAAGUCUUCUCAAAAUUAUACUCUUAUAAUAGUAUCCAGUUUUAACAGCUUUUCUUAUACAUUGGAAUACAUGUUGCAUUUACCAAAUGCUGAAUAUUUGGUGAUUUAAGUAAGACAGGAGAGUCUUUCUAAGAAAUUAUCUUGUGAAUGUUUGUAUAGUGUCUGUCUAAAACAAAAAACAAAAAAACCCCAUCUCUAGUCCUGGCAACAUUUUUCAAAUAAUUGCUUUGGUUAUUCGUGACCAAUUGGAGGUGAAGUAGAUUUACACUUGAAUUGUGACUUGCUUUUGGUAAAUCCUUACUGCGGAAUGUAAAAAUCAGACUCUUUUCUAAUGUUUUAGAGCCCUUUUUAGUGCUGACAGAUUGUAGACAAUUAUAAGAGAUUGCAACAAAUAUGAGUAAAUAGCCAUAGUUAUACAGUAAAAGAAGGUUGUCCGGUAAAAUGGGAUGAGUACUUAACCCAAGAAAGAGUGUUACUGAGGCUCUGGAUUUAGAGAUCAUUCUGAAAGUACUCCUGUCAUCCAGUCUCAUCUGGAGCAGAUCUAGAGGAUGCCUUUUGCUGGCAAUAGCACAUAGAUCAUUUAACUUGAAAGCAACAGGAUGAUAACGUGAGGGGUAAGGACAAGAAAUGUGAUUUGAUCGUACAAAUCUCUAUGCAAAACAACUGUAAAGAUUCCAGUUAUAAAUUAGGCAAGUUUAGAAAUUUUAUAUGUAGCCCACCAUGCUCUUAAGCAUUGUACUAACUGGCCAUUUGAAUUUAUGUGCUUGUUAUAUUUUGUGUAGGCUUGUGUUAACUUGACUGACCCCCUUGUUCUUGGUGAGUGCGGGAAGCUAUCUGAACAUGGCCUUCCUUGUUCUAAUAUGUAUGAUGCUUACAAUGCUCAUUUCCACUAUAUCCUUUCAUCUGUAAUGUUAAAUGCACAAGUAGGGCCAGGAGACAUAGAAAUUAGAAGGCUUUAAAACUCACAUCUAUGGCUUCGUGCCUAAGUUGUCUAAAGGUCCUGUUACAUCGGACAUUCUGGUGGUGUUGCUGAUUGGGAAAACUGGAAAAGAAUCAAAUAAAUUAUCUUAGCAAUGUGGGAAAUAAAAUAACUUCAUGUGCAGUGCAUUCUUUCUAAGAAGUCCAUUCGCCAAUAUGGUGUCUCAACUGUAUUUUGGUUUUUAUGGGGGAAAACAAUCCACUCUUAAAACUGAAAGGCAUUGCUGUAAACAGGACUUAAACCCAAGCCACUUGGUGGGCCUGUUGCAGAAGAUGCUUUUUGUUUUUAUGCUGUGGUGUGCAUGGUUUACAAAGACUAGUUGCAUUUUCUUUGUGUAUACUGUUUAUUGUAUAUAGGGGACAUGAAUAUAAGGAUACAAGGUUUUGUCAUAAACAUAUAAAUUCUACUGAUUUCCACUGUAGACUGCUGUCUUAUUGUGUAGAUUUACAAACCGAUUCACUGACUUUGAUUGUGUAAUUUAACAAUAGAACCAAUAAAUAAAAUUUAAUUAA